GAAAAAAAAAAGGCUGCGGUCCUACUGUCCUGCCGGCUGCCUGGAUCUGCAUUCUGCCGUCGGCGCCGUUGUAUGAUUUUAAAAUUUGUAUUGAUAUGUGUAUUUUAAUAUUUGCUCUCUACUACAUAGAGAGUUGGAGAGAGUACACGCAUACUACAUAGUUAUAAGGAGAACUGCAAUCACCUGUUUGAUUUAUAAGGCUGCAUAUGAUCACACCACAUGUUAUAAAAACCAGGCACACUUCUAUAAAAGAAAAGUAAGCAUACUCGCACACUUCAAUACUCGUGCUUUAGUAGGCAUCAGCAACACCUCACUAUCACCAUGCCUCAGCUAGAAGAAAAGUACAUCCCGUCAUUCGACGGCCUCCUUUUGUUGUAUCGCAAAUUCGGACCCACCGAUCCCGAGGCACAGAAGAAUGUACACGCGAACUUAUGCUUAGUGCACGGUUUUGGUGAGCACUCUGCACGUUUCAACCAUGUUUCCGAAUCCUUUGUAGAACAGAACUUCAUCGUGCACACAGUUGACUUGCGAGGCCACGGAUACAGCGGUGGCCCACGCGCUGAUGGUUUAUUCUCCGAGUUAAUCAAGGAUAUAGGCGUACUCAUACAGCAGGCUGAUCCAAUGAAACCUUUAUACUUGUUUGGUCACUCUAUGGGUGGUUUGGCGGUGUUAAGAUACAUCCAAACCCACCCAUUAUCUCGUAUUGAAGGGGCUAUCAUCGCAUCACCAUUCUUGAAGCUCACCAAGGCCUUGCCGUGGUGGAAGGCUCUGAUGCUCAAGCAGGCAGCGGGCGUCCUCGGCGAGUUUCUAAUAAGCUCAAAUAUAGACCCCUGUGGCCUGAGUGACGAUCACGCCGAAGUAACCAAGGUGUUCCACGACAGGCUUAUGCUUCCCUUUAUGACUGUGAAGUUUGGUAAUCAGCUACUCACCACUGCCAAAGAGGUAUUUGACAACCCUCAAAUGAUGGACGUGCCGUGCUUCUUUGUCCACGGCACAUCGGACGCUAUCACCAGCCACAUCGCUACACAGGAGUAUGUGCAGCAAGUGAGUACUCACGACGUGCGAUCGCACUGGGUAGAGGGCGGUGCACAUGAGCUGCACAACGAUACUGGCUCAAUGCACACCAUUAGACUAUGCGUGGAGUGGCUGGUGGAACGUACUGACCCCAAGGAGAUGCAAGCACGCAGAUCAUUCCACAAACGCACACAGUACUCGAGAAGCCCUAUGGGCGGGAGAAAUAACGGCAUGCUCAUCACAGGUGGUAGCUGGAACAAACGUCUUAGUACACAGUCUAAUUCCUCCUCAGGUGCGAGGGGAUUAUGGGAAAAUGAGAAUAUUAUGAUGAACGGUGCAUUCGCUGAGAAGAAUAUACAGAAGUACAAUGUGAACCCUAACUUCAUGAUUAUGUGCAGGGUCAUAGCAUUGGCGCUCCUUUUCACACCGUGUGCGCUCUUGAUGGUGCCUGUGCAUCUCUUCUACGUGCUUGCGGCAUACCUUGUAUUCGAGAUACAGCUCACUCAGAAGGAUCUUCAAGGCUUGCUGCUAUUCGGUAUGGUAUACAUAUUUGAGAUGUACAAUCGCAUUCCCAAGGAGAUGUAUGCCGCUACCCCUCCCCCCGGGUCGCAGCCCAAUGGAAAGUUCUUCCGCGAGGAGAGCGAAGGCUUCCAGAACAACAGAGAUGCCUUGGAGUUUAAUGAAGAUUUGGAGGAGUGAUGCGUAUAUAAGUAUAUGUUUUUAUGUGGGAAAUGUAUUAUUUUUCCAGAUGAGAACAUCCAGGAGUGGAAAUAAAAUUAUCUUUGGACCGUAUUGUAAUGCAUGGUUGCUUGCCGUGCACGCAGGCUUGUACAAUUUAUGCGCGGGUAUCUGCCACGGUGAUGGUACAAACGUAUACUCACCAGACAAAUUACUUAAAUAGCUUUAUCGCCG
Molecule: messenger RNA, 1926 nt
Organism: Sphaeroforma arctica JP610
Lineage: Eukaryota; Ichthyosporea; Ichthyophonida
Exons: 2
Coding region: 322-1713 (463 amino acids)
Cellular component (GO): membrane
Molecular function (GO): lipase activity
Source: RefSeq, a predicted model, not a curated record